Cyclocybe aegerita is the source of this 1116-nucleotide messenger RNA. The record is from the annotation of a GenBank genome assembly. NCBI's taxonomy places the organism in Eukaryota, Fungi, Basidiomycota, Agaricomycetes, Agaricales, Hemipholiotaceae.
AUGGCCGCCCCCGUCCUCCAGCUCCCAAACUCCCUCAACCUCCCGCCCCAUCUCUCCGCCCACAAGUACUUCCUCGUAUGUACUCUCACCGUCGCUGCUUGGGACACCCUCGUCCUCUCCCCUCGCACCUGGCGUCUCUGGAAAUCCCCGGGCUGGCCCGCCCUUAAGAUAAUCUUCCACUUCCUCCGCAUCUGGAUGCCUGCAGAGUUCAUUAUAGUCGCGGUUGCCUUCUUUGACACAAAAUGGUCCCAGUCGCGCUGCGAGAGCUUCUAUCUUUUCGAGCCCAUUGCCACCGCUAUUCUCCUCGCUGCUACCUCUGCCGUCCAUGUUAUCCGUAUCCACGCCAUCUAUGACAAGAAUCGUACCGUUCUCGCCGUCAUGUCCGCUCUCUUCGCUAUCCAGGUAGUCGUCACUGGUAUCUGCUGUGGUUUCUAUCGCUCGGUCCCUCUUCUCGAAGGUCAGGGAUGCAUUGCGGGCCCCAAGCACAACUGGGUCGGCAUCUACUGGGUCGCCCCAACCCUCCUCUACAGCGUCUCGCUUGGCCUCGCCCUCAUGCGCUCCAUCCAGUCGCUCCAAUCGCGCCCCCUAAGCCCUUGGAAGCUCAUGCUCCGUGAUGGACUCAACCUUUACGGCGCUAUCUGGAUCGUCAACAUGGCCAACAUGCUCUUCUGGUUCAUCAUCACCCCAACCGGCGAGAGCGACCCCAUCAAGACCAUCGUCACCUCCAUGGCCGCCGUCCUGACCACCUCCAUGACCCUCCGCAUCAUCCUCUCCGUGCGUGGCACCCUCGAGCACGGCGGCUCAUUCGCCCUCUCUGCCAGUACCGGCGGAACGUCCUCGCGCACGACCCACGUCAUCUCUGGUGCGCGCUCGGGCAACCACCCGACGAACAUCUCGACGCACACGCCGCACACGUACACGCUCGACGACCUCCGCUCCAAGCCCGAGGGCGAGUGGGGCACCACCGACGCCGACAACAAGAGCAGCGUCCACGACGAAGCCAUCAAGACCGGCUUCGUCCAGCCUCGCAGCGAUAGCGAUGUCAACGUCGGCGUCAAGAUUACCAUCGAUAGGGAGAUCGGCUAUGACGAUGAGAGCAACGGAUACAGGAAGUAG